Messenger RNA from Podarcis lilfordi (Lilford's wall lizard), 18298 nucleotides. The record is from the annotation of a GenBank genome assembly. Lineage: Eukaryota; Metazoa; Chordata; Lepidosauria; Squamata; Lacertidae.
UUCCAGAGAAUGUUAUUUUAUAGGACAGCCUUUACAAAUAUAGUAAAGAAAGGCAAGUAUAAUAUAUAGCAUAUAAGUAUGACAUGAGUUCCUGAUCUGGAAAUCAGAUGAGAAUUAAUUACUAAAAACAUACAAAUACUUCCAAGUCUCACUCCAGAAGUCUGUCCUCGAGUCUAGGCCUUCAGACAUCUGGCAAUCAUAUCUAAACCCCAACUUUCAUUUCCCCAGUCUGCUGUGUUGCUUUCCACACUGUUUCUUUGCCUCCUUCCCUUAGCAUUUUUGCUUGCCUUGCCCUCCUCUAGGAUUUAAGAAGCUGACUCAACGGCAUCCCAAAACUCUUGGCUUCAGAAAAAGUUGGUCAAAAUUAUUUAUAUCACUUAGCAUUUUAUCUAGUUAUUUAGAAUGUUCUAGGUGAUUUGGACAUAUUUUCUCAAUGUAUCUUAGAACAACCCUAUAAGGUAAACCUGUGUUAUUCCUAAGACAGUAUGAUGGUUGAAAUCAGCCUGGAUUGCAUAUGUUCAUCCAGGGUAGUAAUGAAGGACAGACUUCCUGACUCAGACUUGAGAUGCAAAAUUAUGCACAUUUAAUCCGCAGUAAGCCAUAUUAAGCUCAGUGUGACUUCUCAGGUUUACAUUGGCUGUCUCACUUGAAGUUGGUGAAUGAGGUGCCCAUCAACCACGCUCAAGGGAAAGCUCCAGAGGCAAAUAUAGAGAUGACACUAAUUAUGUAUUGUUAUUUAAAAAAUUAAAAAGCCGAGGGGGGGGGCAAUUUGUUUGAGGACAGGUACGGAGGGAAGAGUACUUUAACUGUCUAUCCCCACCAUGGUCCCACCAUUGCUAUUUACACGGGACGGAAGAUCCCAUUGGUGUGAAGGAGCUGUAGCCUUAACAUUUGUGCAACACAAUCUUAAAUGCAUUUGCUUAGAUCCAGAACUCACCAGGAAUGCCUCCCUCAUUCUUUUAGAACGGCAAUGGCGCCCACCUGAGAGGUUCUGGCUGAAAAAAGCCCUGCUUAGAUCCAUAUUAAACGGAGCUUUCUCCCAGCUCUGCCUGCAAAGAAGAUUGCAAGAACAGUCUGUGUAUUAUUUUAACAGAAAGCAAACAGGUUGAAUCUUUGGCGGGGAAAGUGCCUUCCAUAUCAUUGAGGAACAGGCUGCCUGAAUAAUUAGUGAUUUAUGGCACAGGGUCAGCUUUAGCAUGCGCUGAGGUUGGGCAUUUCUAAGAAUCCCCAAACUAGCCUAAAUCUCAUCACCUCAACACCACUCCUUAUUUUCCAAGCUGGUCAUGAGGAGAGAAAUUUCCAUUUGCAGUUUUCCCAAGUCUGAGGGGCUCAGUGAGUGCUCCUGCGCGUGAGAGUCUCUCAAGUUUCUUGAGUCAAUAGUGUGUUUUUUGUAUGUGUUUAUUAAGUAGGUUCUUCUGAGGUGGUAGAUAACGAACCAACGAAGGCCAAAAAAGCAGGGGCUGUGCAACAUCUGUGGUAAAUCUUGGGUGAGGAGAAGAGGAAGUUCCUUAACUCAGGGCCUACACCGCCCCCCCCUCGAUAAACCUCCUCCAGCUGCUUGUCUGGGACUAACACAAAACGAGGCAAGUUAUCGAAACAACCUGGCAGAGUCACAAGCUACGGCUGGCUGGUGCUCUUAUAACACAGCCGCCACCACUACCACUUCGCCAGGCCUUGCUCGUGAGGCAGCCUAAGCGUGACCUGGCCUAACGAGGCGCUGUGGGGAGGGGGAGGGAGAAGAGGGGACGCGCCAUGAGGAAAGGGGCGGGACCGGGGCAAUAACUGCCUCGGCUUGGGCGGGCCUCCUCGCUCGCUCGCCGUGGCUGCCGUUGCCACGCGCGUGGUGAGUGCUGGAAUGCGCGCCGCCGCCGCCCGUUCGUCUGGGCGCUGAGGGGAGGCUGGUCGCCGUCGUCGCCCCCUCGACUCCCUUCGGCCUCGGAGGAGAGGCGGUGAGUUGCCCCGCCGCCGCCGCCGCGUUGGUGGUGCUGCUGGCGUUGGGAGGGAGGAAGGGGAGCGGGAGCGAGCCUGUGGCGCUGUCCAGGGCUGAUCUGAGGGCGGCUGCUUGCUGCUGCUGCGCAUGGGACGGCGUCGCCGGAGUGGGUGGAGUGAGGGCGGCCGGGCGGGGGGGGGGGAAGCCAGGCAGGCAGGCAGGCAGGCAGGCUGGCUGAGGGGCCUCUCAGGAAGGAAGCCUCCGGAGGAGCCCCCCCCUGAGGAACAGCCUCUCCGCCGCCACCGCCAAGACCAACGGCCGUUAGUCCCCGGUGGCCGGAAGGAAGGCUUGGCGGGGAGGAGCCGCCUUCGCCGCCGCCGCCGUCUCCCGGGCCGAGAGCGAGCCGACGAGGCCUCCGCAGCUUCAGCCGCCGCCCUGCGUGGUGGAGCUGGACAGCGAUUUCUCGCCCUCCCCCGCCGCUGGGCCUCUUCGCCGUGAGUUGCCGCUUUUGUGCGCCGCGCGGUGACCUUGCGCUCUCCGGUGCCGAGGGAUGGAUGGGGCAAGGGGGAGGCUCGCGCGUUCCCCACCCCCAGCAAAGCGGGGCGGGUGUGUGUGUGUGUGUGUGUGUGGAAAUCGGGUGGGCCUCGGGUCACGUUCCCCAGCCCCCCACCUCCAACCACGUUUUCCUUGGAGGAGGAAAGUACGGAACUUAACUCUCUCAACUCCCUCCCCCCCAUCGCCAACCUAUUACCACCCUACUGAGUCCUUCCCCCAGCUUCCUUCUCCGCCCCCACCCUCGAAGGGAACGAGUUGAGAGGGAGACUCGUGGCGCGUCUCCGUGGGAAGCUGCAUGUGUAUGUAUUGGGGGGUGGGCGGCGGUGGGGGGAGGGGGGGAGACGUUGCAGAACAACCUGGCAACAAAACCUCCCCGCACACACUAAGCUGCAUUGCUUAGGUCUCGGGGGAGAAAGGAAAAGGCCCCAGCCCUCCUUCUCUUGGGGUGGGGGGCGGGGGAGUGUUGGGUGGGGGUGGGGGGAGAGGAAGUUGGGCAAAUCUUCGCCCUCGCUCACUUUCCCCCCCUUCUUUAUAAAGUUGCUGGAGAGUUGUAACUUUUUGGGGGACGGGUGUGGUAGUUGGGGGGUAAGGUUGAAGGGAAGGGGGGCGAAGUGGGUUGACGAGGCGAAGGCAACCCCCUCUCCCCCCCCCCCGCUUCCCGAGCAGCAGCACCGACUUCGGUGAGUUUGUGCGUUGUGCGCUGCAGGCAAGAGUUUUGCAAAGAGAGCUGCUUUGUGCUUCUACUUGGUAUUUGAGAAAAUGGCCGAAUGCCUAUUUCUGGAAUGCAACAGCAGCAGCGGCAGUCGAUGGUGGUUGGGGCUGAUGGUACACACAAUUUGGUAACGGGCUUCUCCCAUUGUGAGAUUUUUUUCGGCGAAUAUCUGCGGCCUCACGUUCCUUUACUUGGGAGUAAAAACUUGGAAUUUAAUUUCUCAGCAAACGUGCAGGAGGCUGAAUAAAAGACCAUCGGCAUUUGAAAGCUUCCAGACUUUAAACCACUGCUAGUUCUUUUUACUUUCUGCCUUGAUAACAUUGUGUAUGUAGGUCAUUGAGCUCGUUUGCGUUUAGGCCAAAAACGAGACCAGCAUUUUAUUUAAAUACAAUCCCCACCCUGCUGUUGGUUGACUAAUUUCAAGACCAAGUAACUUGCCAAACACACUUUGUUGAGGAAUGUGUGUGUGUUUGAGCUUUUCUUCAGUACCUUGGUAGAAGAGAAGGGAGCCGAGAAAGCCAUGGUGUCUGCAUUUUCAGUUUUGAAAACAAAUCCUGAAUUGCACAAAAAUACACAUGACCGACAGCCAUUCCUGUUUUGCUGUGAAUCCCUCCAUAGUGUGGGGAUAUAUCUGGUCUGUAGGUAUUUACUUUGAAAUAAUUCAAAGAACAUGUAUGGUUACAUGAUACCUUACUCCAGGUAGUUUCACUGAUUUAUUUUCUACUUGUGCAGUGUAGGUAAUUGUAUCAGUAGAACAACAACUCUGAGUAGGUUUUAAGAAGUCUGGCCUGUGGAAAGGUUUCUGAAAUGAUUUAACUGUAGUAGUACAACGGGAAGUAAGGCCCAAGCCAGGUCUUGUAAUCCAAGUUCUGUGUUUGAGGACUUGUCUGUGUGUAUGCUGCUGUGAUGGUUCUGCAAUAAUGGAACUGUCUUCCAGUUAGCAUUUGUUUGAACUUUGGUUCUGGCUUUCAAGAAGGCCAUAACAAAAUAUAUUUUUAACAUGGCCUUUCCCAUUGUGGUAAGAGCUCCUUGCUUGGUAGGGACUUCUGCAGUAUUGCAUUACAACUAACUCUGGUGCUGUGGCCUAGAGGAUUUUGGUGUUUAGAAAUAAAGUGCAUUGGAUUAAAGCAUAUUUAAUCUAGACCAUCAUUGUUUAAUUGCUCUCGUUAUUCAAAUUUGGUGUUGAAAGUUGGUUUUCCGAAGCAAAGGAGCAAUGACAACUAUUUACCCACUCUCACCCUUUAUACCAGGCUUUCUCAACCUCGGCCCUCCAGAUGUUUUGAGACUAUAAUUCCCAUCACCCCUGACCACUGGUCCUGCUAGCUAGGGAUCAUGGGAGUUGUAGGCCAAAAACAUCUGGAGGGCCGAGGUUGAGGAAGCCUGCUUUAUACAGAAUUAUUGGACCACAUGCUAGCUUCUAAAGAAUUAAUAAUAGUUAAUCAGCAAUUAUCUUCCCAUGAGACAUCUCAAAACAAUUAGCACUUUAAAUCUAUUUUUCCUUGUAAUGUUCUGGAAAAGACAAAGCAUUGUUUGACUACAACUGUUAUCAGUAUUCAUAAAACCCUGCACAUUUAACUAAAAUAUGCCUAGUUUCAGCUUUUCAUUUCAAGAUGAAUAGUGUGGCCUUCAGAUUUAAUGCUUUGGAUCCUAGACAUGUUUUAAAAGUGAUAACCAAUUAUUUAUAAUUAAUAACCUUAUUCACACUUGGCUAGGUUACAAGGCUCUCGGUGUUUGCUGUUAAAUGAGGCAUGCUUGGGUGUAGGUGUGCUUGUAGUUGGAGUUUAUUGUGGAAUCAGUGCAUUCAGAUAAUUUUUUUGCAGCAUGCACAUGUCAUAAAAAUUUUAGUUGUGCCUUUUAAGCAUAUAAUCCUGAUUUCAUCAUACUGAAGGAAAUCUGAUAAGAAAAAAUAUAUUCUGUAUAUCCUGCUGCAUAUCUAGUCACCACUGGCAUAGAAGCUCAUUUAGCACACUUUUUGGUAGGUGGUUUGUCAAAAAGUUUCUCAUGUGUGGUGACAUUUCAUUGGAUGGCCACUAUCCACAUUUGCUCCUCACCUGAGCCAAAUCUAGCUAUCUUUCCUCUGUGGUCCACAAUACCAAAUGAAAAAGACCCAUUACUACCAAUUGCUGCAUGCUGAAAAUGUGCUUGAAUUUAAGCAACCCAGUUCAAAGGAGCUGUUCUCUGAAGAUCUCCACACAUUAAAAUACAUAGGCUUUGCGCAAUAACUCUUUAUCAUAAUUUAAAUAUUUCAUUGCUGCUGCAAUUUUUUUGCAGUCUGGGGAAAGUGUGCUUGUGCUUUUAAGAGUAAAAAGGGACUGUAGGACAUUCUAAAUUGUUUUGGAUACAGCCACCUGCCCCCACCAAAUAUAAUUAUUGUGCAAGACAUUAGUAUUAAAGAAAUCCCCAGCUACUUCCAGUGGAUCUAUUUUAAUGCAGUGUGUGUGCAGGUACAGAAAUAGGUAGUGAAGGGCACUAGUGUGGACAGCAAGCAGCAGAAUAACAGUGUAACUGGAACAAAUACAAUUGUGGAAUUUAGCAUGGCAAUUGUGCACACAGAAAGAUUAAAUGUGAGCAACUCGUUUGAAAUAUAAAGUCCUUGUUUGGGAGCAUGCAAGGAGGGAAGGACGCUGACACUUUGCUAUAAAAUGAAAUCAUGAUGCAAUUAAAAGUUUGACUUUGUGGAAAAUGUGGCCAUAUUUGACCACAAUUUCUCUUAAUCAAGAUAAGUAUCAUAAUUAAAUUGUCACUGUUGUUGGAAGUGUUCUCAGUUUUGGAUUAUUACAUAAUAAUUUCUAGACAGACACUUAAACAAUCUUUCCCUCCCUUUUUAACAGAACUGUUAAUAUGGCAAUGCAAGUGCUGGGGCAGUCUGGUGGCAGUGGCCUGUUCCCUGGAAAUACUAACCUUGGCAUGGCUUUGCCAAAUGACAUGUAUGACUUUUCGGAACUUUCCAAAGCUGAGCUAGCAGCUCCACAGCUUAUUAUGCUGGCAAAUGUGGCCCUGACAGGAGAAGUUAAUGGCAACUGUUGUGAUUACAUGGUUGGUGAAGAGAGGCAAAUGGCUGAACUGACAACCGUCGGCAAUGCCAACUUUUCAGACAGCGAUGGAGAAGGAAUAGAUGAAGCCCAGGGCAUGGAGAACAACCAUAGACGCCUGGAAGAUAUGGAUCUGGGAUCCCUUGAAGCUCCUGAGGUUCGCAAUGUGGAAAUGGCAGAACUGACGGAGCCUUCUGUUCCUCAUACUUGCAGCCAAGACAAGGGCUACCCGUUGGAGGUGCCAGAUACUCCAGAGAGUGCAGAUGACAAAUGUAAGAGCUUGAAGAACAAACCGUUUCGCUGUAAGCCGUGUCAGUAUGAGGCAGAGUCAGAGAAGGAGUUUGUCCAUCACAUUCGGGUUCACAGUGCCAAGAGAUUCAUUGUAGAAGAAAAAGCUGAGAAGCAUGGCCAAGUUAAAGAAGCUGCCUCCAGUGCCACAGAUGAAGUUGAUUUCUCCAAGGGGCCCAUUAGAUGUGAUCGCUGUGGCUACAACACUAACAGGUAUGAUCACUAUCUGGCUCAUUUGAAGCACCACAACAAAGCUGGAGAAAAUGAGAGGGUCUACAAAUGCACCAUCUGCACAUACACAACUGUCAGUGAAUAUCACUGGAAGAAGCAUUUAAGAAACCAUUUCCCACGGAAAGUGUACACAUGCUCACAAUGCUCCUACUUCUCGGACCGGAAGAACAACUAUGUGCAACAUAUUCGCACUCAUACAGGUGAGUGUUGUAUCUGUUUCUUAGGUUUGGCUGUUUGCAAUGGACUUGGGUGUGCUGGAUUUGAGUACAUUUGCACUUGUUUGCCAUCAUGUUAUAAAUUGUGCUAUAAACUAGCACUUUCUGAUUUUAAACGAUUGGCUUAUGUGUACCAGAAGUAUUGUGUUUUACAUUAGAGCUAAUGGGUAAAACAAUAAAGCUAAACACAGUUCAUUACAUCUGUGUGUGGCAGGGGAGGUGAUAUUUGCUGAUUCUCACUGAUAGGUUUUAAGGAGAAUGAGUGUAUUUUGAGAAUUACAAUUUUCUCCAAUCAAAUUUUAAAUAAUCACCAAUAAAAUAGAUGUUUAUAUACUGAAAAUUAGCUCUAGUAAGGGAACAAUGGUGGUUUUUGCUUUUGAAAAUACUUUGCCACAGUCAGCUGAUUUGUUUUUCUCUGCUCAACGUUUCUGGUUUGUUUGUAUAAAACCCUCACAAAACAUUUGUGUCCAAGUUAUUUUUUUGAAGAAAUGCAGAACAGGAAAAUAACAAAAUAGCCAGAAAUCACUAAAAGUAGACUUGGCUUUUGAAGUUAAUUUUAAAAUGAAGUCAGAAACAAUUUGUUUGAGUUAAAAGUGACAGUGGUAGUUGAGCUAUUUAAGCUUGUAGCUGCUCUUAGGGCAGUGCUUAAGGGACCUAGUGGUAGUGGAAGAACAGUGCAGUUCCAAAAUGACGAGCAUCCCUCAAACCUCAUAUUUUUCUAUGAAUUCUUUGGCCUAAUCCUCAUCCCAAGCCAAUCAUUGGGACCAGAUACUGGUUGGGGCAGGCCUAGUUUUGCUCACAGAGGUGGCAUGUUGGAUCCUUCCAGCUGCCUCAAUAUUUUUGCAACUCCGUGCUUCUCCCCCGCCCGCCCCCCCCCCGCCCCCGCCCCUGGGUUCAGAAAGUUCUGUUUGGCAAGUAAGGAAGCUUUGUGGCUGUGCUUCUCCUGCCAAGCAGAGGAUCAUGCUUUAGCAACUAUGAGACUUGAUGUGACACAGGAAUUUAAGUGCACUUCUAGAAUCAGGAUAUAGCAGUUGAAUAUAUAUAUAUAAAAGUGUGGAUAGGGAUUUCAAUCCAGUAUUGGAUGUAAUUAUGUUCUACAGAUGAAGAGAAUUCAAGCCAGCACAAGUAGCCAGGCUUUGGAAUUUCAGCUUCAUUAUAUGUAGUGUGCAGUGGUGGACUGCAUUCUUUUGCCACUUUUGCUCAGAUUUUGCAUUAAUAGAGCAGAAACAACCGUCAUGAUUCAGGCUUGAAUUCUUUUCAAGGUGGCAGACUUCUUUCUUUUUUUCUUUUACAGAAGGAGUUGUGAGGCUGUAGUGGAUUACUUAAUAUGUUCAGAAACUGAGACCAUCUUCCUGUUCCUUUGCAAUGUUGCAGAUUCAUUGGGUGCUGCAGGAAAGCAUUCUUCCUCCCCUAACUGUACUCUGCUUGGAAUGGAGAGUGUAGUUGAUCACUUUUGAAUCCUAUCCUCGCCCAUUUAUUGCAGAAAUUGCCAGGUGAUACUGUUGCCUUGAAUAUCUUCACCUAUAGAUUUCUGCGUAUAAAACCAUUGUUAAAGGGCAGAAAAACAGACUGGUCAUAAUUAGCGGAGACAAAACCUGCAGCGGUGCCAGGAGUGAAAGCCAGACAUGUGCAUGCUUGAAUUAUUAGGCAAAAGGAAGUGCUUGAGGUUCAGUAGCAUAUUCUAGUGAUCUUAGACUCACGUGGUGUAUAGCCCCUGUUCUCCCAUCUAAAAGACUUCAGAAUUUUGCUCUAGCUUAGAUACAUAUCCGCUCCAGUAAUGCUAUGUAGAAUGUAACCUUGUACCAGACAUAAUGUGAUAAAUAGUUGAGUUAUGGAUAUAUGUGCAGAAUUCUGUUCCUCAUUGUGAUCUCUUUUCCUUGUGCUGGCCAGUUUCUGCUAAAUGAAAAAAAAGUAAGUUGUAUUUUUUAAAUCAUUUGAUGCUGUCCCCAAAUAAGUGGUAAUACUAGAUUUGCAACUAAAAGAGUGAAGGGGAGAAGAAAGACACCCCAAUACAACUUUGUAUACUUAGAGUGUGGCACUCACAGGCACUAUGGUGCCCCCAGGCACUCCCCUUUUGUGCCCAUACAGUUCCCCUUUCCCUCCUACAUGAUUUUUGAUUUUUUAAUUUGAGUUUUGUCUGUUUGUUGUGCUUUUGGGGGGGAUUGUUUCAUUUUGACUUGCCUGCUAUUGUUUCUGGUCAUACUUGUUUUGUGUAUGUGUACGUGUUUUUUAUGGGGAGAAAUCUGAACAUCAAUCCCUUUCCUCUGCCAUCCACCCAUGAAAUCAGUAUUUUGUUUUGGACUCAACAGUUUCUUUAGGUUUACAGCUGAGACUCCAGGUCCUAAAAGGUUAAAGACCCCUAGUAUAAACAAUAGGGACAGUCAGUCAGUUUCAUUGCGACUGUGUCAAAAACGUAUGUUAGCAAAAGUCUGAUAGAAACUUGAGUUUUUAGGAGAAAUUUUAUUAGGCUACCACCUGGUAGUGGGUCCCAUAACACCUUUUAGAGGUCAUUGAGUUAGAACAUAAUCCAGCCAAACUUCAGCACAGUGCAUUUUAAUGUGAAGUACUUGUUUAAGUGUCUCCCAUUGAAAAUGAGAUUUACAGGUGUUUGGCCAAGGUGCCUGGAUAGCCUUGGUCAAGAAGGGCAAACUACUGGCCUCUGACACACGAAAGACAAAUGGGGAGGAGGGUUGCAUGGCUCUGCCAGAAGGUGCUUGACGCUCCUUGAAGCAGUUGUGCCCAAGGGAAAACAUUUGGGGAAAUGGGGGUGGGGUUACCUGAAUAUGAGAGACUGUUGUAGCUACAAUUUUUGAUUUCUUCACCAAGGUCAGACAGUUUCCCUCAAAAAAUUGUUCAUCCCUAUCAUUUACCUUUUCUCGGACCUCAGGACAAGUGUGAGAGAGCACAGUCCCUCUCCCAUCCCCUCUGACCUUGCAAAAGGAGUUGAGGGAGAACUGGAAUUUUCUGUAAUUUGAGCAGCAGUGUUGGAAAUGGUGGGAGAGAAUUUUGCUGCUGCUUAUUUUGUGUAAGAGUAUGUGGGAGCUUGCAGAGUGUCCUUGUGAGUUCAGGGGCGCUUGCACUUGCUGAGGAUUGCAUUUGUAGAUGUUUAGCUAAGAAUGGGAGGCAGGAAUUCCCUGGUUUAAAUCUUGCUUCAGCCAAGAAUUACAAGGCAGGUUUAGACAAGCAGCUAUUUUUCAGCAACAAUAUCUGCAAUAUGGGAAUAAAAAAAACCCUAGAUUGUUUCUAGAGUUGUUGUAAAAUUUACAAAUAUCAUGGAUAGAAACCACUUCAACCCAAAUGCAAACUAUAAAAUAGUUCACACACACGCACCUCUUCAAGAGAGGCUUUAAAAAACAGUUAACCUUGGUUUCAUUUAGUGUUUAUAUCCUAUUUCUAGAGCAGGUGAAUUACUUUUUAGGUGAAGGAUGCUAGUUAUUUUAGGGAUAAUUUAUAUUUGAGGUGUUUGCCAGGUAUAUUAGACCAGGAAGGAAGAUGUUUAAACCAAAAUCUUAGUCCGGUUUCAAGAUGAAACAACAUUUUUAUGCCACUUUUCUCUCACCAAAUUGUCCAGCUCAGUUAUUUUGUGUUCUCGUGUGUGUGUGUGUGUGUGUGUGUGUGUGUGUGUGUGUUUGUGCAGUUCAAUCCUCUAUGAGCAUUUUAAGGAUUUUUAAUUUGUGUUUAUUUUAUCUGUUUUAAUAGGAGAGCGUCCCUAUCGGUGUUCCAUGUGUCCUUAUUCAAGUUCUCAGAAGACUCAUUUAACCAGGCACAUGCGCACGCAUUCAGGUUGGUAAAAAGGCAAUUCAAGAGAGCCGUGGUGGUUAAGGUUGUGGCUAUAUUCGUUAAAUGUCUGAUAUGUCAGUUCAGGGAUUGGCAGAAUGAAAUUCGUAGUCUGUUUAUGACCGCCAAAGGUUUAAGCCUAAAACAGCCUGUAGGUGAGUUGUUAAUUGUGUGCUUACAUUGGCUGUGGAAACAGCCAUGGCUAGCUGGAUGCUUUGCACUUGUAAUCCCUGCUAUUUAUUUUUUCACUCUGGGCAGUCUCCUGGCUGAUAAGAAAGAGCUUUGAAAGCCCCCCCUCCCCAAUAUACAGAGUGAACUUCCUUCCCCACUUGUUAAGCUAUGUUUCCAGUAUUCAUCAAAGCAGCAUCCAUGCAGAAGAGGAAAAUAAAUCAGCAGUUCUCGGGGAAAUGCAAAGCUUUGCAGUACUAUUAAAAAAACUUCGAUACUCCCCCAAAGGUGGGGAACCCAAAUGCAUGCCAUUGAGAACUGAACAAUGCUCAUUUGAAUCACAGAAUGCUGAUGUUCUAGGAGUGUUAAACAAAAAAAGUGGGGGUUGGGGCAGAUUAGAAGAGGGCAUUGCUGAAUUGGAGCAUUCACAUUGCAAAACUUUCUUGUGAUUGUCACUUAUCUACAUGACUUUUAAUGUGUUUCCUGCAUUCGUGACCACUUUUGAAACAGCCAUUGAAUUUUAACCCCUCCAUGCAUGUAAUUUGUGAAGUUGAUUGCUGCUGUACAUAUUAAUGACUGAUUUCUGUUUUUAUUGUUAGUAUACACUCACAUUUAAUGUUCAAGUAAGAGUUGCUGAUCACCCAGUCAGUUUGUAUUUUUCUCCUGGACCUAUGUAUUAUGUCUGGGUUGGGGGGUGGAGUGGUAGCACUGCAGAAACAUUUUACCUUUUUGAGGAAAUAAUUGCUUCUGGGUUAUAUGGGUGUGGUGUAAUAUUUGUGUAAGCCUACUAUUCAUCUGUAAUUUCCAUUUUUCUACACUGCCUUCAGUGGACCAGUUUGGUUUGGAUUCCAAUUGCUAGUAUUACUGUAGACUGAUCUUUCCUGGUAUGUAUUUAUCAUAGAUGGAAUAUGUGGAUUAGUUGGUGCUUGCAUGUUUUUUUUAGUUUCUUUUGGUUUGUUGCUGUCUUUUGUGAAUGUGUUAACUGUAAAAUCUUUUUUUUUUUAAGUUGAGAAAUGCAAAAGCAUGUGCAACUGUAUAAAUCUGUAGCUGUGCAAAUGAGUUGCUGUUUGUAAUUUAAUCACUGGUAAUUUCCCUCUUGAUUGCUUCAGGUGAGAAGCCGUUUAAAUGUGAGCAGUGCAGCUAUGUGGCAUCAAACCAGCAUGAAGUGACUCGGCAUGCAAGGCAGGUUCAUGAUGGGCCCAAACCGCUGGCCUGCCCACAUUGUGACUACAAAACUGCUGACCGAAGCAACUUCAAGAAGCAUGUUGAACUCCAUGUCAGCCCACGGCAGUUCCUUUGCCCAGUCUGCGAGUAUGCUGCAUCCAAGAAGUGUAAUUUGCAGUAUCACAUCAAAUCCAGGCACCCUGACUGUUGUGACAUCACAAUGGAUGUCUCAAAAGUAAGACUACGAACUAAAAAGAAUGAAGUGAAUACUUCUGAAAACGUGGGUGGUGAUAAUAAGGGCGUGGAACAAGAACAGGCAAAGAAAGAGAUGACUGAAAAGAAAAGUGAGAGAACUGUAAAAGAAGAGAACCUGUCAAAAGAAAAGAAACCAACUAGCAGUGUUGGUAUAGGCCAUGUAACAACUCGAAGUCGCAAAACCGUUGCUGAAAGCAAAGAGGCAAAUGUGAAAACUGAGAAAAUGACAGAGAAAUCUGGCAAAGCAAAGAAAGCAAAGAGAAAAGCAGAUGCCACCCCUGUUCCUUUGACAAAAGAUUUUGCAGCAGACACUGAUGUUAUAGUGAAGAAGAAAAAGAAAACUGAAAAAAUGUCCCCUAAAUGUCAGGACUCUCAAAAGAGUGAAAACAAAUUAGAAGUCACCAAAAAGCAAAAUUCUUGCCUGAAGAAAAACAAGAAAAAGAAAUAUCUGAGGAGUAAGCCUGGUAAGAACAACAGAAAGCUUGAUUGUGAGAAGGUCACAGAUGAGGAGUCAUUCUCUAAAGAAUCUGUUGCUAUACAAGAGGAGGAAAGUAAGGUAACUGAUAAUGCUUGCAAUGAACUCCAGCCUACUGUUAUCCUUGAUGUUAGAGAGAGCCAGUGUGUUCCUGUGGAGAACAUGCAAGAUCAUGAGUCACUGGCGGCGCAGCACAAGGCUAUGGAUAUAGAACUAGAGGUGAAAGAGCAAGAAAUGCCCGUGGCAGAAGAGGAGACAAUUAAAGCAGUUUCUCAGAAUGAAAUUGAGCUGACAGUCAUUCCUUGUAUCAGGUCUGAGGACUCCAAUACCACCUUUGAAAAAGAGACAGGCGUACUAAAAGAUGCUUUACCUGAUUUGUCCCAAAAUAGGGAAACCACAGAAACUUGUGAGAUGCAGAUUGUGACUGAUCCUGAUCCAAUACAAGAAACUGAAGAGAUACAACAAAUGUGUGAGAGAGAAACUGUGAGUAACCCACAUCCAGAAGAUGUCAGUUCUACAAAAGAAUUGCAGGCUGAAGACUCAGCAGAAGCUCCUCCACCACUGUCGCCGGAAAAACUGGAGAAGAGCACUAAAGCAGACCUGGUUUCAGCAUCGUCCAGUGGCACAGUAGUAAAUGAAAAUCAGGAAAUGGAAGAGGAUGAAGGCAUCCACAGUCACGAGGGCAGUGAUAUAAGUGACAACAUAUCAGAAGGCAGUGAUGAUUCUGGGUUAAAUGGUGCUCGGACAGCACAGGAGAAAGAUCAGAAACCAUCCCAAGAAGUGGCAGAAGCCAAGGCCACAAAGGAGAACUAUGUGUGCAUAUUCUGCGAUCGUUCAUUUAAAAAGGAAGGCGAAUACAGUAAGCACCUGAAUCGCCAUUUAGUAAAUGUGUACUAUCUUGAGAAAGCAACAAAGGGGCAAGAUUAACCAAACUGCAGUUUCAUGACAGUUUAUUCUAGAGCUUAGGUACCAGUUCUUGUAGAAUCUUUGCUUAAGCUCAGUUUGCUUAUACUUUUUAAAGUUGGUUGUGUUUUUCUGACCUUUGAUGAAAUGUUGAACUAAUUAAUUACUUGUAUCUCUUUGAUUAGAGAGGGCAAAUAGGGUAUGCAUACUGUGGCUUGUUAAAUUGGCAGAACUCCUUGGGAUAGAGCCCUGGAAUCUCUUGAGUAUUUCUGUUGACUUGAAGCAGAACUAUUCACAAGUUAGUAGGUUUAGAAAUGUAGCCUUGGGGAACAAUCCACCAAGAGUGUCUCCUGCACAGACUCUAAAAAAAUAAUAGAAGUGUGCAAGAGCACUGUUGUGAUGUUGCAGAGUCCUGUUUGUUUCCAUAGGACUUGAGCGGGAGAUAUUAACACAGUUGACUGAGCCCACAGUCUGGGCCUGUCCAGUCAUUACAUUCCAGGAAGAUAUUUCAGCCUGGUAUGAGACAUGUGCUCCUUCUCUCUUUCCCCUUUACUGCUAGGAGAAAGUCAAAGGUGAAUCAGCAUUUAUUUGAACGUGGUAUCUUCCUGAUCACCCAUUCAAAAACCCCUUAUUUGAUCCUGUUUUAUAUACACUUGCUACAAUGUGGAACUGCUUCCCCAUAUUCCAUUUCUACACCAUUGCAGUGUAGGUAAGGCCAAGUGUGUGAGUUUUCCCAUCCCCUAAUGGGAAGAAAACAGUAACUGGUCCUGUCCCUGUGGUUCUGAUAUUCAGAAUACUUAGCUGUAUGUGAAUGGGGGUUUUCUGAAGACAGACUGGGUGGUUAGGGAGAUAAUGUCUUCAGUAAACGGCACAGCCUGGUUCACUCUUGUCCUUCUCCUUGUUCGGAAGGAUGAGAGUCUUGGGUGUGAGACCAUCAGGCUCAUCCCUGGUUAAUAAUUCCUUGCAAUGUGACAAGUGCACAGGCCAUCUGUGCUUGUUGAACAAAGUGUUAUAGAAAUAAACUCCUAGAAAUUGAAAUAUUGCUCCAAUUGUUUCUAGAAAAAUCUGCCUUUUUUAUUUUCACCUGUUGGUAUGAUGAAUGCUUAAAGAACUCACUGUGGCAGAUUAUUUGUAAAAAGAGCACUUUCAGAAAAAUGUUGAGGUUGGCUAACAGAAAACAUAAUUGCAUGAUCAUAUAUUUAAUUUGCAUAUACGUUUCAGGUCCCCCAAUCAUGAUCAGCAAGCCAAAAUCUUGGGAGUUCUUUCUACCUUUCUGUUGAUUAGUGAAUCCAUUAUUUGUUAAAUACUACUUUUCGACAAGGUUCUUAUUUCUUCUUGUGCUUUAAGAGAUGAAAAAAUGUUGCACAUAAUUGUUUUUAUUUUUACCUAUGCAGUUUAAGCCUUUAGGAGUUUAGUUAUUUCUGUGUAUAUGAACACUUUAUAUAUGCAUGUUUGGUUUUUGUUAAUGGGUUUCCUUCCCGUAAUGUUGAUUUUCAGGUUUGUUGCGUAUUGUGGCCAGUGUUGUUUAUCUUGACCACAUUUUCUGGUUCUGAGUUUGUGCAGUGUUGUAGCUUUAAUUAUUUGAUUUUGGAACAAAUGAUACUAAAGGAAUGUCAUCCCACAGACCACACUAAGAACCAAUUACUGCUCAUGGAUAGCUCCCAUUGUGAAAGGGGAACUUCUCAGUAGAUUGUGCCCCCAAGAAGGUUGUUCAUACAUAUCUCUGUAUAUAAGGUUGGAUAAUAUAUUCAUAUAGUAUGCAUUUUUAUGCAGACAGUACUUUCUGCUGUUUUAGUGCAUUUAUUAUUGCUGGGAGAAACUUUUCAUUGCCCUCCAUUAAAAUUAAUAGGGGCAUGCAUGUGAAAUUUCAUGGGAAACUUAAUUUGUUAAUGGAUGGUGCUUGUCGAGUUCUAAGCAUGGAAUAGUCAAAUGAGAGCAAAUAAUCCAUUAAAAGUACACGUGAAUUUUAAAAUUUGCAAGUACUCUUGCCCAGCUCAUACUCAUUUCAGAGGGUCCUGUGCAGGAGAAUUUCGAGAUAGAUUGUGCUCCUUAUCUGCUUGACAAAGACAAAUGUUGGCAAUUACAUAAUACAUGGAAUUUGAAAUGAUCAACACUAUCAGGAAGAUCUUGGAAAGCAACAAAUAAGGGAAGAUGUAGAAAUUCCUGAUCCUUGUUCCAUCAAGUUCUAACUUAAAUUAAUUACCCUGAUACUUUUAUACUUGACAUAAAAAAGAGCUGAAAUGAUUGGAUAUAUGAUGAAUUUGCAAACACUGGGAGAAAAGUCACAAGUAAAGCAAGUCUGUUAUCAGUAAGGUUUGAGGCAUUUGGAAUGUGUGAGCAGUGAGAAAACCGCAGGUCUUUUGAAUCUAUCCCCCUUCAGAUUUAUGUUUUUCCUGAAUUUGUAGAUAUAAAUGCCACCUGCAGUCCUGCAAAGCAACAUCUAUGGAAGCUAUAGGGCACAUUCUAUCCCAGCAGCUUUUGCCAAUCUGAUGCCUUCCAUGCCAUGUACUACGACUCCCACCUGGAGGGCACGAGGUAGGCGAAGACUGAUCUGUGAGGAUGUUUCUCCAGGACAAACCCCAUGAGUGUAUUCUGGCAUGGCUCUUGUUUACUUCUUGGGGCUUGCGCAGAAGAACAUCCUGCUAAACUGGGCCUCAGGAUGGCUAUCACGAUAGUUUUUGGACCUGCUGCAGAAAUAUUAAAGCAAACUCUUUUAUUCUUUUGUCUUGGAGACUGCUAACGCUUGCAUUAGUUUAAGCUGUAUUCGGUCUCUUUUCCUCCUCCUUUCUGCUAGAACCUUUUGUGGUUCUUUUUCAAUAUAACUUGACUGAAUACAGGAACCUAAUACUUCUGUGUAGUGGGUGGGUGGGUGGAGUUUUCUAAUAGGAGGCCAAAGAUCUGAGGGAGAAAAAUCCCUUUAGGGCAGAAAUAAAUUGUGUAACAUUGGUUAUUUGUGUGUGAAUAGCUUGUGUUGAAAACUUACUUUGGCUGUGACAAUCAUUGUCAACUGAGAAUCAAGUUGCAACUAUAUUUAUGUUGAACCAUUAAACACUGCUGAAUUGUCUUCCUAACCAAUUAGUUGGAAUAGUAUUAAACACAACUUUAUUGUUGGAUGUAAAAUAUUGUCAUUUUGUAAAAUAUUGUUUUGUAAAAGGUUUGGACAGAGGUUGGAAACUCCAGUACAAUGUAGAGUUUUUUUUUCUCUCUCUGCCUUUUUAAAAAGAGAUGUUUCCACUUUGUAAAAGCCUUUGUGGCCUUAAGCUACAUUUUUUGUGAUUUUUUAAAAAAACAAAGUUGGUUGAAAAGGUAGAGGCAAAGAGGUGUCACUAGCAGUAAUGACAUUAGAUGACUUCACAUUACAAGAAAAUGUUGUCAUGUUACUCAGAAGAUCUUACUAGCAAAUGAUCAGGAGUAAAACUUUCACGCUAGAAAAGACAGUAGAAGUUGGUACCUGUGUUGGGUAGUGUUUCUGAGCUUGAGAGGGCAAAACUGUUAAGUAUUAAAAUAAUAUCUUCCAGCGAUGUAAUUGUUGUGUCUUGAGAUAUAUUGGAUAUUGUGAUUGACUUGAAAUUCCUGUAUGUUUCCCCUUAUUUUGUUAGGAUAGAAGGAGGUACCUAUAGUGAUCAAACAGUUUAAAAAUAAAACUGGUAAAAGAUGGAAUGUCACUCCUGUCUUAAUGUUAGAUGUUGCAAGCGGAUUAGUGAAAUUAGGGUUAAACUACAGAUGAGUUACUGUGUUUCUGCCUAAAGUAGAUAUUUCAUAAAUUGAAUUUUGAGAUUGUCACAGGAAUUUUGGAUACACCUUUCCAGCGUCUUCCUUUAUUAAAGGGCUUCUCUCAGCAGCAAUGCCUGUCAUAACACCCCAACCUGAUACAUCCUGCAUUAUCUCAUGUUGUUUGACAGUGUGGCUAGUUAGUAGAAUCUAUAGUGUUUUUGGAAAAGUAGCCUAAAGAAUGGAUUACUAGGAACUUGGCAACACAUCUUAAUAUUGCUGCUAUUUAGGGAUUGAUUGACCUAAGGGCUGGAACUUUAAAUCUUUUCUACAGAACAAACUGACAGGUCAGUUAAUACUCAAGAUGCCUUUGAUUUCAGUAUGUUGUUUUGCUGAUGUAUUGUAAGCCCAGGUUCAGUUAGGUUUAUUGAAUCUUGAUUGUGUAGCUAACAAGCUGAAAUACAAUAUUAAUUACAUCCAGGUAGUUUAAGAAAUUGUUUCACACAUGUGUAUAUAUACCUUUUCCUCCCCUAAAAAGCAAAUCACACUAGCUAAAGAACUUUUUGUAAGCUGGCACUGAAACAUUUUAUGUUUGGUUGCACCGUGUUUGAAGCUUUUUACAGUGCAAUACUUGUAUUAUUCUGUCAAUUUAAACCAAAGGUAAUUUUUUUUCAUGCUUUCUCUCUACUGUAGUGCAUGAAGAGCUUUUAUAUGUUUGUAAUAGAUGUAAAAUCAGAAAAGAUCACAUAUCCUGGGUUUUUUAUUUACCUAAACUAUGUACAAGCCUUUGUCCAAAAUGUAAGGUGUUAAACUAAAUUACGUAUUAACCCAUGAGUGUAUUUUCCUAAGCAUAGUUAUGUCAAUAAACUUUAUUAAGGAGUA